UGAGUUUAAGAGCUCUGUCUAUGUGAUUGACAUAUAGUAUUAUAUUUCCAUAUACAUGUGUAUGUCAAGUUUGUGUGUUGCAUUUGCAUACAUGUGCCUUUAAUGUUCCCUCCCUCAUUAACCUUCUAUUGUUUCUCUAAACUUUUUUCUCAACUUGUUCAAAUUUAUUAUCAGCCAAAAAUAACUUUAGAGCUUUUCUUCCAUCCCUAAAAACCAAGAAACAGGUUGUUUUCAAUCACAUAUAUGCUCUUUAUACUAGUGGCUUCUAACUUCCUGGAUAUUUAAUGACACAAAUUAGAGCAAAAAUAUGAAAGUCUUUUCAUAUCCAGGUAAAUUUUACUGUCUUUUGCUUUAUAUAAAUGGCAGUCUUUUUGGUUAUAAUGCAUUAAAGAGGAAUGAUAAGACACUAGUAUAUAGUGAUUGAUCUCUAGAGGUAGGGAAAAGUUGCUCUUUUUGGUUUCUGAAUCUUUGUUGGUGUUGGAAAAUGUUGUUGCUGAUUUGGGUGUUUGAGGGAAAGAAGAAGAGAAUUGUGGUUAAGGAUUAACAUUAGGCCAAAGGGUGAACCUUUUUGGAGGGAUUGACUAGCAUGGAGGGAUCCAUGCCCCCGAAAACGAUGAAGAAACAACUAACGGGGAAGCGUGAGGACACUGUGUUGCAUAAAUUGGCUAGAGCUGGAAAUCUUGUUGAAGUAAGAGGGAUUAUCGAUAACACGGGGGAGGAAGAAUUGGCGGAGUUGUUGGUAAAGCAAAAUUCAGCUGGAGAGACCCCUUUAUAUGUUGCAGCUGAAUAUGGUUAUUGUGAGUUAGUUAAGGAGAUGAUCAAGUACUAUGAUCUUGUAGCUGCUGGAAUCAAAGCAAGGAACGGAUUUGACGCGUUGCACAUUGCUGCUAAACAAGGGGAUUUGGAUGUGGUGAAGGUACUAAUGUCAGUACAUCCUGAGCUCUCAAUGACUGUUGAUGUUGCAAAUACAACAGCUUUGCAUAGUGCAGCAAACCAAGGGCAUAUUCAGGUGGUGAAUUAUCUAUUGGAGGCUGAGGGUAGUUUGGCCACUAUUGCUAAAAGUAAUGGGAAAACAGCCCUUCAUUCUGCAGCAAGAAAUGGACAUGUGCUAGUGGUGAAAGCCCUUUUGAAUAAGGAGGCAGGGAUAGCGAGCCGGAUGGAUAAAAAGGGGCAGACUGCACUUCACAUGGCUGUCAAGGGACAAAACCUUGAGGUUGUGGAGGAGCUGACUAGAGCAGACGCUAAGUUGAUAAAUAGCGUUGACACAAAGGGCAAUACAGCAUUGCACAUUGCAGCUCGGAAAGGAAGAGCUCAGAUUGUUAAGUUUCUGCUUGGGCAGAAUGAGACAGACACUAAAGCAGUCAAUAGAUCAAAGGAAACAGCCAUUGACACUGCAGAGAAAAUGGGACAGACCAAUAUUACAGUCAUCCUACAGGAAGCUGGUGUAGAAAGCGCCAGAACCAUCAAGCCUCAGACUACAAAUCCCGCAAGACAGUUGAAACAAACAGUCAGUGACAUAAAACAUGAAGUGCACUAUCAAAUGGAACAUACACGACAGACAAGAAAACGUAUACAUGGCAUUGCCAAACGCAUAGAUAAAAUGCACGCUGAAGGCCUUAACAACGCCAUCAAUUCUACCACAGUCGUAGCUGUACUCAUUGCCACAGUUGCCUUCGCAGCAAUUUUCUCUGUCCCAGGACAAUACAUCGAGUAUCCAGAGGAUGUUCCACCAGGCCAUUCCCUUGGAGAAGCAAAUAUAGCUCCAAGUCCCUCAUUUCUGAUUUUCUUCGUGUUUGACUCUGUUGCCCUUUUUAUCUCUCUUGCAGUUGUGAUCGUUCAGACAUCGAUCGUGGUAGUUGAAAGCAAAGCAAAAAAGCAAAUGAUGGCAAUCAUAAACAAGCUUAUGUGGUUAGCAUGUGUGCUAAUUUCAGUGGCUUUCUUGGCACUGUCUUAUGUUGUGGUUGGUAAAAAUGAGAAAUGGCUGGCUAUUGUAGUGACUAUUAUAGGAACAGCUAUAUUAGUUACAACAUUAGGUACAAUGUGUUAUUGGGUCAUAAUGCAUAGGAUAGAGUCCUCCAACAAGAGGAACAUUCGAAAGAACUCUCUGGCCAGCAGGUCCUUGUCCUGGUCUGCAUCAGUCAUCUCUGAUUCUGAUGUUCUAAAUAAUGAAUACAAGAAAAUGUAUGCUAUAUAAACUUUUUUAAGAAAGUAGCAUCCCUGUAAAUCCUACCCCAAAAUUGUAUUUAUUUUUUUCCGUUUUGUGGGGUAAUAGAUCAUUGGCGUUACCUUCAUGUGCA
This is a messenger RNA of Capsicum annuum, 2297 nucleotides long. RefSeq names its product ankyrin repeat-containing protein At5g02620. Bases 587 to 2194 code for a protein of 535 amino acids. Lineage: Eukaryota; Viridiplantae; Streptophyta; Magnoliopsida; Solanales; Solanaceae. The record is from RefSeq and is a predicted model, not a curated record. Gene Ontology annotation, molecular function: protein phosphatase regulator activity; protein phosphatase 1 binding. Gene Ontology annotation, cellular component: plasma membrane. The transcript has 3 exons.